This is a messenger RNA of Amblyraja radiata (thorny skate), 7512 nucleotides long. RefSeq names its product histone-lysine N-methyltransferase NSD2-like. The record is from RefSeq and is a predicted model, not a curated record. Gene Ontology annotation, molecular function: protein binding; histone methyltransferase activity. Gene Ontology annotation, cellular component: nucleus. Bases 655 to 7005 code for a protein of 2116 amino acids. Lineage: Eukaryota; Metazoa; Chordata; Chondrichthyes; Rajiformes; Rajidae. The transcript is spliced from 25 exons.
GCAGCGAGGAGAGAAAAAAAAACCAAAGGCAGAGAGAGCGCUAAAUAAGCACGGCCAUGCCGAUCCUGCACGGUUAAUGCUGAAAACAAGGCCGGCGACGGUCACUGCUGCUGCAGCACAAUCUUUGCAAUGCUUAGAAAAUAUAUACCCGGUAAAAUAGGUCCGUUUUGUUUUUUGGGCAAGGGAGAGAGAUAAAUAGUGGGCACUGCCCACCAGCCUAGGCCUACGGCAGCCGGCCAAUCGUAUUCUGGAGCAGCAUGGAAAUGCAGGGGUAUUAAGAUUUGGGGGGGAAGGGGCGGGGGUUUUGAGCGGUGUUUUGGGUUUUGUGGUGGGAAAAGUAAGGUCAUGUUUUUGUGCCUAGUGUUUUUUUCUCUCCAUUCCAUAGAUUCUCAUUCGUCUUUUAAUAGUAGCGUAAAGAGUGUCAGAACAGAUGAGGAUGAAGGGCCGCCAUGUUGCACCAGGAACUUUUCAUGCAAAGGCAUAAACCAACUAGGGAGUGAUUUUUGUUUUCGGGAGGAAGGGAGGUAUGUAGACUCUUUUAGCAACUGACGGAAGAAAAGAUCGGUAGAUUCAAUGAACUGUCAUUUUGCAAAGCGAAAGAGCACGGAAUCUGAAUGCAAUCAGAAGGAAGGUUAAGGUGGAAAAUAAGAAAAGAUGGAUCAUGCCUGUGACUAUAAAUUGACAGUGGGUACCACUCUGCCCUUUAAUAAUGCGCAACAAUUUUCAACUACACUGGGUUUCAAUGUUUCAGAGAGCAAUGGGCCAAGCAGCAGGACUGGUCAGAACAUUUGUGGAAGAGAAAACUCUAAUCUUCAGGAUGGUGGUGGUGUUCAGCAGUCCAUUGAUUCACAGGAUGAUGCAAAACCUACAUUUAAUGGACAUGCGUCAGCACGAUCCUAUAUUCCACUACGCAAACUGCAAGAUUUAGCUUCUAUGAUUCCUACUGGAUUCUCUGAGCCUACAGAGAAAAAACAAUGGUCUGAGUCCCUUGAGAAUUCUAUGACCCAGGACUGUUGUACAAUUGACAGAGUUGGUCACUCUUGCUCAGAAACUGGUUUUCCACUCAAUGCUUCACCAGAAUUGAAGUUAAAAAUAACUAAAUUGGUUAUGAAUGGAAAAAUGAUGUUUGAAUCAAGCAUUUGCAGUGAGAUGGAAAAAGAGGAUGAAAAGGAUUCUGAAGAGCAACUUGCUAACAUAAAAGAGGUAGAAAUACCAGAAUUCCACAGAGCAAAAAGAAUGAGAAAGAAAAAUAUUAAAUAUAGUCCUUCCCAUGAAUCUGAACAGAAAGAAGACAAUCCAAUGGAUUUUUAUUCUUCAGUUUCUGUGGAACAAAAAAAGAAUUGCUGGUUGCAAUAUCAGAAGAAAACCCACUCAUUAACCUAUGUGCCAUUUUUCCAAGUCCAUGUUACCUUGUUAAAUUGUUCUGUUGGAAGACGAAAAAAGGUGAUUCCUGUGAAGUUUGAGAUUGGAGAUUUGGUCUGGGUGAAGUUCAGCAGGCGUCCUUGGUGGCCCAGUGCAGUCUGUGUUGAUCCUGUACUGAAGAUUCACACCAAAAUGAAGGAUCCAAGCAGAAGGCCUUGUCGACAAUAUCAUGUUCAGUUUUUGGGCAUCUUUAUUGAGCAUGCAUGGGUUGCUUCAGCAGUGGUUGAACCAUUUGAAGGAAGAGAUCAGUAUGAACUGCUGGUGCAAAGGAAUGCCAAAAAUGCAGAAAGUGAUGCACAGAGAAAUAAGAUAUCUAUUAAACUACAUGCUCGAUGGGAAGCUGGUGUUAAUCAGGCAGAAGAAGCAUUUUCAAUGUCUCCCGAGGACAGAAUAUCCAAAUAUUGUCGAAUUGGUGAAUCAAGCUUACUGCAGACUGCUGCAAAUGAAACUUUUGAUGCUCAAUACAAUUCAAAGUCCAAGGUGCUACAUACUUCAGCUGUCUCUAGCAGUCAAUCCAAAGGAUCUGAAAACUGUUUCCCUUCAUGUACAAAUAGGGAAAGCAAGAGGAUUAACAACUCAACUACCGGGUGUCCUUCUGACUGUAAAACCAGAAAAGGAAUGAGAAACAAGUUCUUAAAACCCAAAGUUCUUAUCAAAGAAUCUGCUUUGUGCAUAAAGAAUACAAGGAAUGAUACCCCAGAGAACUCUGCGACCUUUUUAAACGGCUUUGUCGAGCAAUCAACUGAGAUGGUUUCGGGCACAACUCCAAAAUCCAACUGUAUUGUUGAAAGUUCUUCAACCCAUAAUAAUAUCAUAAGUACAUCAGAGAUUGUUUCAGCUGCAACUGCAGUAUUAAACUGGUCAGAUGAAGGAAUUCAUAAAGAAUCAUUUAAUGUUGGAAAUGGUACCACUUCAAUUGAACACAAGACAAAAACUAAUUCUGAACAUUAUGGUGUCAGUAAUGGGACUGGAGCUCAGUUUGAAGUCACCUGCCAGAAUACACAGAUACGAACACAGGAUGCAGACCAUUGUAUCCAACAAAUGGAUGAGCUGGUACUCACCCACGAUGUUGAAGAGAAAACUGAACCUAAACUGUGGAAAAGAAUGGAACAGGCACAGUCCAGUAUUACAGAACUGAAACACACCUUUCCAUUAGGUAAACGACAAAGGAAACCCAGUAAAAAACUUCUGGAAUCAACAGAAGAUUAUGAACAAUUGUUUAUUUCAAAAAAGAAAUCUUCCUUUCAACAGGGCACAUCAAACUGUUUAGAAAAAACAAUUUGUCAAACACAAAUACAAGAUUUUAAAAGCUGCAAGAAUGAAUUAAAGAAGCGACGACACAAAAGAAAUUUGACUCAUCCACAGACAUCUGCAAAGGAAAAAACCCUGCCUAAACUUGAAAAUGAUUCAGCCUUGUCAAAAUCUAUUCUCUGCCAAUCCUUGCCCAUACUGCUCGCUCACUCAACACCAACAGUAAAACCAGCCACAUUCAAACCUAUGCCAAAACUGUGUGCAGUCAUGCCCUGUGCGGAGGGUGCCCAGUCCUCUCUUUGUGGAGAAGUUGCCCAGCCCUCGCCCGACACAGAGGGUAUCCAGUCCUCGCCCUGCCGGGAUGAAACCCAAUCCUCUCUAGGUGGUAAAGGUACCCAGUCCUCUCCAUGUGGGGAGGUUGCCCAGUCCUCAACCUGCGGUGAGGUUGCCCAGUCAUCGCCCUGUGGGAAGGGUGCUCCAGCAUCGCCCUGUGGGGAGGGUGCUCCAACAUCGCCCUGUGGGGAGGGUGCUCCAACAUCGCCCUGUGGGGAGGGUGCUCCAACAUUGCCCUGUGGGGAGGGUGCUCCUACAUUGCCCUGUGGCGAGGGAGCUCCAACAUUGCCCUGUGGCGAGGGAGCUCCAGCAUCGCCCUGUGGGGAGGGUACUCCAGCAUCGCCCUGGGGGGAGGGUACUGCAACAUCGCCCUGGGGGGAGAGUGCCCCCGUGUCGCCCUGUGGGAAUGGUGCCCUAGCGUCGCCACUAGGGGAGGGUGCACUGUCCUCGCCCUGCGGGGAGAUUACGCCGACGUCGCCCAGCAGGGAGAGUGUUCCUGCGUCGCCCCACAGGGAGGGUGCUGCACUGUCGCCCUGUGGGGAGGGUGCACUGGCCUCGCCCUGCGAGGAGGAUAGCCUGACAUCACACAGCAGGGAGAAUGUCCCUACGUUGCUCCACAGGGAGGGUGCUCCUGCGUCGCCUCGUGGGGAGGUUGCCCCAGUCUCGCCCCACAGGGAGUGUGCCCCAGUCUCGCCCCACAGGGAGUGUGCCCCAGUCUCGCCCCACAGGGAGUGUGCCCCAGUCUCGCCCCACAGGGAGUGUGCCCCAGUCUCGCCCCACAGGGAGUGUGCCCCAGUCUCGCCCCACAGGGAGUGUGCCCCAGUCUCGCCCCACAGGGAGUGUGCCCCAGUUUCGCCCCACAGGGAGUGUGCCCCAGUCUCGCCCCACAGGGAGGGUGCCCCUGCGUCACCUAACGGGGAGGGUGCCCCUGCGUCACCUCGUGGGGAGAGUGCCCCGGGCCUGACCAUGAUACAAGAAUCUCAGUCUAAAAUUCAAUUAAGAAAAUCCAAGAUCAUGUUAGAAGGUGGAUGUAUGGAGUCCGUUUGUCAAAGGGAACAAUCACAGUCCAUUCCUGCUGAUGAUCUAUUCCAGUCCAUGAGAGCAGGAGAGCAAUACCAGUGCACUCGUACGGAGGCACAGUGCCUGUCUGCAUCGACCGCAGAUCAGUCCCCUUCCAAGAUUGCAGAAUAUCAAUCCCAGUUUUUGCCAGCAAAUGCACAAUUCCAUACUUCGUCUGUGAAGGAGGGUUUGUCUAUUACAGUCACAGAAUGUCACCAGUCCUUAGAGGCAGAAGAACAAUCUAUUCUCCCUCCUGCUCCAAAGCAAGCAGAUUUACGGAAGUGUAAAAAGAACAACAGUCUUCAAAACCGGUGGCAUCGUAGAAGCAGUCUGCAUAAGCGACAAGUUUAUCCUGUACUACAACCUCUACAUAGGGCUAAAGCUGAAACAAUGCGACAGACCACGUCACCUGGAAAUACUGAUGGAAAACGUCAGAGAAAACCUACUAAGAAGCUGUUGGAAUCAACAGGAGAUUUUGAUCAGCUGUUUAUUCCAAAGAAAAAAUUAAAACGUGACUUUCUUCAUUCAUUUAAGCCUUCCCUGCAGUCUGAAGCCAGAAGUUCAAAGAAGGUUCAAGCCACAGUAGAUAAUCCUGUAGUACAGUCUGUGAAAUGCCAUUUAGGUGAAAAUAGUAUCUCAAGCAGAAGAACGGUUUGUAAAAGAGAAAAGAAGCUUCCACAGAUAUUACCUUCCAAUAAGGACCAAAUUCGACUCAGGUCUGGAAGUGAAAAAAAGAAUGAUAAUCAAUCAGAUUCUGCUGAUGAAAAUGACUUGGAUGGAUUUCUAUCAACGUCGAGGAAAGCACAAGUGGAACGUGGUGGAGGGGCUGCUAAGAAAGAAAAUGUUUGUCAGCUUUGUGAGAAACCUGGGGAACUACUGCUUUGUGAAGGUCAAUGCUGUGGUGCCUUCCACUUAACGUGCCUCGGUUUAACCAAAAUGCCUGAAGGAAAGUUUAUGUGCAGUGAAUGUACUACAGGUAUUCACACUUGCUUUGUAUGUAAAGAAAAUGAGAAAGAUGUGAAGCGAUGUCUUAUGCCACUCUGUGGAAAGUUUUAUCACAUGGAAUGCAUUCAGAAAUACCCCCUCACCAUUCUGCAAAACAAAGGAUUCAGAUGCUCAAUCCAUGUCUGUCUAUCUUGUUAUGCCUGCAACCCUUCCAACCCAAGAGCAACCAAAGGUCGAAUGAUGCGCUGUGUCCGCUGUCCUGUUGCUUAUCACGCCAGUGAUAAUUGUCUGGCAGCUGGAUGUGUAGUCCUGGCUUCAAACAGUAUCAUCUGUACCAACCACUUUGCUGCAAGGAGGGGCUGCAGGCAUCAUGGGCAUGUCAAUGUCAGCUGGUGCUUUGUAUGCUCGGAAGGUGGCAGCUUGCUUUGCUGUGAGUCAUGUCCUGCUGCAUUUCACCGCGAGUGCCUGAACAUUGAGAUGCCAAAAGGGAAAUGGUAUUGUAAUGAUUGUAAGGCUGGCAAAAAGCCGCACUAUAAGGACAUCAUCUGGGUAAAACUUGGUCGUUACAGGUGGUGGCCUGCUGAAGUUUGUCAUCCAAAAAAUGUACCUACAAAUAUCCAAAAGAUGAAACAUGAAAUUGGCGAGUUUCCUGUCCGCUUCUUUGGCUCCAAUGAUUACUUCUGGACCUACCAGGCACGAGUGUUCUCGUAUAUGGAAGGGGACAAAGGGAGUAAAGACAAAAAAUGCAAAGGUCUCAACACUGUCUUUAAAAAAGCACUACAAGAAGCAGCGGAAAGAUUUGAGGAGCUGAAAGCCCAAAGAGAGAUGAGGCAGGCUCAAGAGGACAGGCGGAAUGAGAAAAAACCACCACCGUACAAACAUAUCAAGGUAAACAAGGCCGUGGGUAAAGCUCAGAUCUACACUGCUGAUCUCUCCGAGAUUCCACGAUGUAAUUGUAAGACAACUGAUGAGAAUCCCUGUGGGGUAGAUUCUGAAUGUCUGAAUAGAAUGUUAAUGUAUGAAUGCCAUCCAGCCGUCUGUCCUGCAGUUGAAAAAUGUCAGAACCAGUGCUUCACCAAACGGCAGUAUCCUGAAGUGGAAAUUUUAAGAACUCCAGGGCGAGGAUGGGGUUUACUUGCAAAAUAUAACAUUAAGAAGGGAGAUUUUGUGAAUGAGUAUGUGGGUGAGAUAAUAGAUGAGGAGGAAUGUUAUGCUCGAAUCAAAUAUGCACAGGAACAUGACAUCAUCAACUUCUACAUGCUUACUCUUGAUAAGGAUCGGAUAAUUGAUGCAGGCCCAAAAGGAAAUUAUUCCCGCUUCAUGAAUCAUAGCUGUAAACCAAACUGUGAGACACAGAAAUGGACAGUAAAUGGUGACACUCGAGUUGGACUGUUUGCUUUGUGUGAUGUUGCAAUUGGAUUAGAGCUGACAUUUAAUUAUCACCUGGAAUGCUUGGGCACUGGGAAGACUGCAUGUAAAUGUGGAGCUCCAAACUGCAGUGGCUACUUAGGUGUGCAGCCUAAGAAUAUACAAAGCUCCACAGAUGAAAAGAAGGUAAAGAAAAGGCAAAUGCUUCCAAGAAAGCGUAAGCAGCGGUCUGAAUUAGUGAAGGAUCACGAGGAAGAAUGUUUCCGUUGUGGAGAUGGUGGGCAGCUCGUUAUCUGCAAGAAAUCUGGGUGUCCAAAGGUGUAUCAUGCUGAUUGUCUGGUCUUGAAUAAGCGUCCUGCUGGUAAAUGGGAAUGUCCAUGGCAUCAGUGUGACGUGUGUGGGAAAGAGGCAGUCUCUUUCUGUGAGCUGUGCCCCAGUUCUUUCUGCACGGAUCAUAGGGACGGAGCGCUCUUCAUCUCCAAACUAGACGGCCGACUUAGCUGUAAUGAACAUGAUCCAUGUGGCCCAGUUCCUUUGGAACCAGGAGAAAUUAGAGAGAUUAUGCCACCACCUAACAGCCAUGUAUUACAGACCUUUCAAUCAUCAGAUUCCAUGCAUAUUCGGUGAAUGGAGUGCCUAUUUAUGGUGUUCCUCUGAAAGUAGUGUGCAUGUGUGCACAAAUAGGUGGAGUCAACUUGGUUGGCAGGUGCAAGGUGCAUAAUUCCAAUAGCUGUUGGUUACUUGUACUGAGUUAAAUGAACUUGGACAGAUGUAAACUUGAACCACAUGCUCAUUUUCCCAAUAUCCUCAGAACAAUUAUACUUGGAUUUAUACCUGGGGCAUAAGAGGCAUGGCCAGAUCAUGCAAGAAUUUUGGUUAAAACUACAGCAAGACCAGUUAUUUUUUUUGAACCCAGUGAACCUAGUUAUGUGUAGCCUUUUAAUGUAUUGUGGUAUAAUGCUCACUUAACAUAGGAUCAGUAAAUUCAUCUAGCAUGUUUUUGGCAUUGUAUGCUCAGUCUAGUUCCAUUCCUAGAAGUAGGUGAUCACUGAACGGAGUAGUUGCCAUGUGUUGUAAUCAAUGCAUCUUGUGGAAUAGUAACUUCAAUUCAUUGAUUAAAUCUGCUUUCUCCUA